AUGGAGGGAAAGCGUUCUGGUUCUAUGCAUUGCAAAGUGUUGAGAAGAUUGAAAGAGCUUACUCGAUCGAUUGUUGAAGAUCUCGCGAACAAUCGCUUGCCGAUCAUUUACAUUGAUCGGUUCAGGAAUUACUGCAUGGACGGUUCAGGAAAUUGCUAUUGCAGCUCUGGUUUGUCAAAUGGGAAGGAAGUUGUUACACUGAAGAGGGAAAGCCAUGCACGUAGGUUAGAUGUUUUGUUAAGGGUGCUACUGAUUGUUCAGCAACUUCUGCAAGAAAAUCGUCAUGGUUCAAAAAGAGACAUAUACUACAUGCACCCUUCUAUUUUUAAAGAACAAGCAACUGUUGACCGAGCAAUUAAUGAUAUUUGCAUACUUUUGCAAUGCAGUCGGCAUAACCUGAAUGUGGUCUCAGUUGGGAAUGGAUUGGUGAUGGGAUGGCUGCAAUUUGUAGAGGCUGGGAGAAAAUUUGACUGUAUUAACAGUCCAAACACAGCACACCCCAUUCCUGUGCAUGUAGAAGAAGUUGACAAUAUUAUUAGUGUUGCCCAGUACAUUUUAGUUGUGGAAAAGGAAUCAGUAUUCCAACGACUAGCAAAUGAUCAAUUCUGCAAAAGAAAUCGUUGCAUUGUCAUCUCAGGAAGAGGCUAUCCUGAUGUUCCCACAAGGAGAUUCCUGCGGCUCCUGACUGAGAAGCUGCGCCUGCCUGCAUAUUGCUUGGUAGAUUGUGAUCCAUAUGGCUUUGACAUCUUGGCCACAUACAGAUUUGGCUCUAUGCAAAUGGCCUAUGAUGCAAAAUUUCUCUCUGUCCCCGAGAUAAAGUGGCUUGGAGCUUUUCCUCUAGAUUGCGAUAACUACUGUAUUCCACAGCAAUGUCUUCUACCCUUGACCGAAGAAGGGUUGAAUUGGAGCUGCUGCUAGAGAAAGGAGUCAAAUUUGAGCUUGAAGCGUUAUCUGCCUGCUCACUUUCAUUUUUGUCAGACGAGUAUUUACCAUCUAAGAUCCAAGGAGGAGGCUACAUAUGAAACUUUUUCUGUAAUG
This is a messenger RNA of Ipomoea triloba (trilobed morning glory), 1038 nucleotides long. Its product is annotated as meiotic recombination protein SPO11-1. Gene Ontology annotation, molecular function: ATP binding; DNA binding; DNA topoisomerase type II (double strand cut, ATP-hydrolyzing) activity. The record is from RefSeq and is a predicted model, not a curated record. Gene Ontology annotation, biological process: meiotic DNA double-strand break formation; reciprocal meiotic recombination; meiotic DNA double-strand break processing. The transcript is spliced from 14 exons. Gene Ontology annotation, cellular component: nuclear chromosome. Lineage: Eukaryota; Viridiplantae; Streptophyta; Magnoliopsida; Solanales; Convolvulaceae. The coding region runs from base 1 to 918 and encodes 305 amino acids.